AUGCAAGAGGGCAGGGAUGUUGCCGAACAGAGUAUAGAUAACGCCAACGUAGAGAUGGGUCAGCAACCCGAAACGGAGGAGGGAAAACAUAGGUAUAGGGAAAUAGUAAGAGAAAAUAUCGAGACAAAAUUCGAAAGAUUCCGCAAAUGGGCAAAGGAAAACCUAGGCGCACUAGCUGCCAUUGCUAUUUCUAUCUCCGGAAUCAUUACCACGGUUGUGGUAGCCGGGAAGAAAACCAUCGUAGGAGCCUCCAAGGGAUUAGGAGCUGUAAGAAAAGCAUUGGCUGGACUUGCAAAAUCCGCACUAACAAUCCUAGUACCUUUCCUAAAUUUACUGAGUACUAUCCUAAGUUGGGGAGCCAAAGGUCUCGCCUUCCUUGCCCAAAAUCUAUGGAUCGUAGCAGUCCUAAUUGCCGGAGCCAUAUACAAGUACCUACAGAUGAAACGAAAGAAAUAA
Paramuricea clavata is the source of this 456-nucleotide messenger RNA. NCBI's taxonomy places the organism in Eukaryota, Metazoa, Cnidaria, Anthozoa, Malacalcyonacea, Plexauridae. The record is from the annotation of a GenBank genome assembly.